Molecule: messenger RNA, 2805 nt
Organism: Cervus elaphus (red deer)
Lineage: Eukaryota; Metazoa; Chordata; Mammalia; Artiodactyla; Cervidae
Gene: ACTR2
Product: actin related protein 2
Exons: 9
Coding region: 111-1295 (394 amino acids)
Biological process (GO): Arp2/3 complex-mediated actin nucleation
Cellular component (GO): Arp2/3 protein complex; actin cortical patch
Molecular function (GO): actin filament binding
Source: RefSeq, a predicted model, not a curated record
CCGAAGGCGGGGCCGGGAAGAGGGAGGAGGAGGAAGAGGAACGAGACGGACGGUGGGUGCUCUAGGUUGUUCGGCAGCGGCUCCGGCUCCGGCUCUCUUCCGGGAGGACGAUGGACAGCCAGGGCAGGAAGGUGGUAGUGUGCGACAACGGCACCGGGUUUGUGAAGUGUGGAUAUGCAGGCUCUAAUUUUCCAGAACAUAUCUUCCCAGCUUUGGUUGGAAGACCUAUUAUCAGAUCGACCACCAAAGUGGGAAAUAUUGAAAUCAAGGAUCUUAUGGUUGGUGAUGAGGCAAGUGAAUUACGCUCGAUGUUAGAAGUUAAUUACCCUAUGGAAAAUGGCAUAGUACGAAAUUGGGAUGACAUGAAACACCUAUGGGACUACACAUUUGGACCAGAAAAACUUAACAUAGAUACCAGGAAUUGUAAAAUUUUACUCACAGAACCUCCUAUGAACCCAACCAAAAACAGAGAGAAGAUUGUAGAGGUAAUGUUUGAAACUUACCAGUUUUCUGGUGUGUAUGUAGCCAUCCAGGCAGUCCUGACUUUGUAUGCUCAAGGUUUAUUAACUGGAGUCGUGGUGGACUCUGGAGAUGGUGUGACUCACAUUUGCCCGGUGUAUGAAGGCUUUUCUCUCCCUCACCUUACCAGGAGACUGGAUAUUGCUGGGAGGGAUAUUACCAGAUAUCUUAUCAAGCUGCUUCUGUUGCGGGGAUAUGCCUUCAACCAUUCUGCUGAUUUUGAAACGGUUCGCAUGAUUAAAGAAAAAUUGUGUUAUGUGGGAUAUAAUAUUGAGCAAGAGCAGAAACUGGCCUUAGAAACCACAGUAUUGGUUGAAUCUUACACACUCCCAGAUGGCCGCAUUAUCAAAGUCGGGGGAGAGAGGUUUGAAGCCCCGGAAGCUCUGUUUCAGCCUCACUUGAUCAAUGUCGAGGGAGUAGGUGUUGCUGAAUUGCUUUUUAACACAAUCCAGGCGGCUGACAUUGAUACCAGAUCUGAGUUCUAUAAGCACAUUGUGCUUUCAGGAGGGUCUACUAUGUACCCUGGUCUGCCAUCCCGGUUGGAACGAGAGCUUAAACAGCUUUACUUAGAACGAGUAUUGAAGGGUGAUGUGGAAAAACUUUCUAAAUUCAAGAUCCGCAUUGAAGACCCCCCCCGCAGGAAGCACAUGGUUUUCCUGGGAGGUGCAGUUCUAGCAGACAUCAUGAAGGACAAAGACAACUUCUGGAUGACCCGACAGGAAUACCAAGAAAAGGGUGUUCGUGUGCUGGAGAAACUCGGGGUGACGGUUCGAUAAACUGUGAAGCUGGUUCCCAUCAUGCCCCUAAUGUGCUUUCUUUUUUUCCUUUACUGCCAGUCUUUGAACUCAUUCAGCUCCAGGACCUGGAAGAGGCCUCUCUGUCUGUGCCCUUUGACUGGAAAGGUCAGGUUGUGUUAAAUUUGUGUUAAUGUGGGUAAAUCUGACUGUUUAAUUCCACCGCUUCCCUGCGAGCACAGGGAGAGGGCAGGGGUCCUGUCUGCUGCAUUGUUUGUCCUCAGCAGGCAUUUGGAUCGUUCCUGCGGGCUUCCUAUUUUCACUUUACUGCUCUAACGCUGCUAGUCUUAGUCUUUAGCACACUAGGUGGUAUGCCUUUAUUAGCAUAAGAAAACAACUUCAGCCGGAGCUUUUACCUAUUACUGGGGUGGGGGUGGUCAGGACUGGGUGGGCGGCUGCUGAACCCUUUGUGGCGUCUCCUCUGUAGUGUGGCGCUUUCUACAGUUACUGCUGCAGCUUUAAGUACCUUAAAGCUUCUGGUAUUAACAUUUUAGGGAAAGGGUAGGCUCAGAACGAAACUGUUUGGGUGGGUUUUUGCGUGGAGGACAGGGGUAGUCUUUUGAUAUUCAUUUUGUGAUUUUUGAGCUUUUCUGCUCUAGGGUACGGGAGCUGAACUUUAUUUACAAUACUCUGAUUUGGCAGGUUUUCUUCUACUUUUGGUCUGCCUGGAACUGUUUCCAAUAUGAUGUAAAAAGCAGGUGUAGUGUCCCAUUAUUAUGUAGUUUGGGGAUUUUUUAAUUUGUUUUUUAAUAUUAACCAUGUCAACUGGAAUUAGACUCCCUAGAAUCUAUCAGUGGAAAAGUAACAUUGAAAAAAUGCUUUUGGAAAUUCAAAUUUCAGACAAAAAGUGCUUAAGAGCUGGUAUUUUUUCUAAGUGCUUCUGUUUAUACCAGAAGCAUUAAGGUAACCCAGUGCCAAGUACCAUUCUUGAAAAAAUUCUUUUAUAUAACCUACCAGUGCUUAUUUAAUAAAAACAAGUAGAUACAUAUAAAUAAUUACUGGCAGUAGGUUAUAAUUAUUGGGUUAAAAAGAACAUUGAAAACUGGGACUUUCUGCCAGUUGGGUAAUUUUCACUAGUUUUUUUUGUUGGUGGUAUGUUUUGAUUUAAAACCUGGAAGUGGAGUAAAAUAUGACUAUUUAAAAUGUUGGCCCCCAAAAAUCAAGAUAUAAAUACGUAUUUGAACUGAAAAAACUUAAUCAUAACUACUAAAUCUUAGCCAUCUUAGGCUUGAAAGAAAAGUUGUUGGUAUUUUGUAAAUGAUAGCAGACUUUCCUGUCAGAAAAUCAUAUUUAUGAAUCCUGUCGGUAUUGCUUGGUAUCUGAAAAAAAUAUCAAAUAGUACCCAGACUUGAAUUCCUUCUAAAUUGAAAAAUAAAGUAAUAAGAGAUUGUAUCACUUCUGUUAAUAUUAUGUAUCUUUUGUCUCUUUUACCUCAAUUUGAACAAAUAAAAGAAGUUUGCCUGCAUGCUGGACAUGCUUCAGUACACAUGAA